AUGAUGGAUUUCGUGAAACAUUGGCGGCAAUGGAGGAUCUACUCCUUGCCGGUGCUCAUCAUGUUCUCACUGGUUGUGGUGUCCAUGCGAAGACCUGAACAGGGUCACUCGAUCCCGUUGGAAAAUUUUAUUCCCGUGGAAAACGCGGAUCCCAAGCGCGAAAUCUUCCAAGAAAUGAAAGUGAGCCAAUGCGGUUGUUCCAAGCUUGUGCCCACCAACGAAAUUCCCCCGAACCCAAUCUGGGACCAGGGGAACACCACGUGCAGUUUGGACACGUGGAUCCGAGGACCUCACCAAGGGGUUAUUGGUUUCACUUAUUUCGAGCAUCCAGCCAAGACUGACAAGGCCAAAAGUCGGGAUUACCUCCAGGUGGGUGCUUAUUUUAAGGCCUCGGCAACUUGUGCUCCGGAUUGGGAAUCCGGAUACCAUCGAUCUUACGUAGUUUGGCUCUUUGGAGUCGGGUUCUUCAUUCCCUUGGGCAUCAUCUUGGUGGCAUCCAGUUUAACCAUUUGGAAAUUGCACAAGAUCAGCUCAUCUAUCAAUGAAAAGAACGUGCGAAGACGUUCCAUUAAGCGGAGUUCGAAAGUUUCGGUGCUCAUCAUCUGGAUGAAUGUCGUGUUCCUUAUCUGUUGGUUACCUUAUGGGGUCUUGUGUUUCCUCAGGUUCAUUGCUGGAGAAAGCUUGGUACCUGACGGUGCAGCUGCCAUUCCAUUGCUCUUAGCCAAGACCUCAAUUUGUUGGAAUCCAGUCUUGUACAUCUUUCUCAAUCCACAGUUUGCGGGACUGAUUCGCUCUAAGAAAUCACGGCUACAAUGGAAACGACAGCAAACUCGAUCUGAAAUCACCCAGUCUAUUCAUAGGCGUCGGGAUAUCACCUUCGAAACGCGUUGAUCCACAUUUUGGAACGAAUGGGUUCCAAUCAUUCAUGUCAGAGAGUAUUACACCCCAUCCCCCACGUACCUUAAGAAUGUCAAAAUAUGUAUUGAAUGCCACUUGAUGUUAUUCACAAGACAUCAAUACUCCGUGAUCUCCAUAUGUGAAUGAAUAAUGAAACCGAUGGCAGAUAAAAUACUUACAACUCGUAAAUUUCAGGAAUGUUUCAUAUGAUGUCCAUGAAUAAAUAUAUUUAGUUAUUA
This is a messenger RNA of Tigriopus californicus, 1136 nucleotides long. RefSeq names its product RYamide receptor-like. Bases 1 to 891 code for a protein of 296 amino acids. Gene Ontology annotation, biological process: G protein-coupled receptor signaling pathway. NCBI's taxonomy places the organism in Eukaryota, Metazoa, Arthropoda, Copepoda, Harpacticoida, Harpacticidae. Gene Ontology annotation, molecular function: G protein-coupled receptor activity. Gene Ontology annotation, cellular component: membrane. The transcript has 5 exons. The record is from RefSeq and is a predicted model, not a curated record.